Molecule: messenger RNA, 962 nt
Organism: Leptinotarsa decemlineata (Colorado potato beetle)
Lineage: Eukaryota; Metazoa; Arthropoda; Insecta; Coleoptera; Chrysomelidae
Source: RefSeq, a predicted model, not a curated record
CAUUGAUGAGACUGGUAUAUCAACCACCACUAAUAAGCCACCUAAAGUGCUAUCAAUAAACGGAAAGAAGCAGGAAAAAGAUGCCGCCCAGGCUACUCGAUAGUGCGCCUCCCGACACUCAAAAAACCUGUUCUUCAAAUGGUUAGACUUCAGGUGAGGUAUUCCUCGAUUGGAUGCAUUUUUUGUGGGAUAUGUUCGACCCACCCUCGAGAAAAAAAAAAUACUUCUUCUAUUGGACAACCACGAGAGCCAUUAGUAUUACCCAGCUUUGGAUUACACCAGCGAAAAGAAGCUCAUAAAAUGCAGCUUUGGAUGUAGCAAUUAACGGGCCUACUAAAAACAUAUUUUGAAAGGAAUGUUAAUGUUUUUCAAAAAUCACACCCAGGACGCAUUAUAAAUUGAUAUGAUGUGGCCAAACUGUUAUCGCCGGCAUUUUGGAAAGUGCAGUAGCUAUAAAUGCAGUUAAUGGGUUUGAAAGACCCGGUAUUUGGCUAGUUGAUGAAUAUGCUUUUUGUGACGAAGAUUAUGAACCAGCCGCCGUGAUUGCAGGUACAUCUGUUAAUAUGAAUAUUCACACAGAAGGCACCAGUUUACUAGAAACGAUUGAUACUCGCGGACCUGCUACAGAAACUUCGUCAACCCCUUCACCUUCACUUCUUCAAGAACUUAUUUCUCCGAAUCCAGUCAAUUCUUUAGUAAAAAUAACUCCAUGUUCGAGUAGAGCUUCCCCGUCUGAGCUUCAAGCCUUUGUUACGCCAAUUAUAGUCUCUCUUAACACACCUGAAAAGAUUAGUAGUGAUGUUGGAUCUACAGGCACACCUCAACUGGAACCUGGAUGUUUUCCAUCUUUCUCCGCUUUCGAACUAGAUGCAACAACAAAUGCCCAGAAAAGUGAUACAUUGCGGCUACAAACUGAAGUAAAUAUUGAACAAAAUGCGAGCAUUUCACUGGAUCCCAAACCU